AUGGCUGGGAAGAGGCCUCUGAAGGGCGGGAGGUGCAGUGCCUCUGGGGAGGGCUGGGCAGGGGCUGCCUGGGUGGCAGGAGCCCCUCCAACCUGCUGCCCUCUGCGGCUUCCUGCCCCCUGCAGCAUCCUCGCUCUCCAGGUCCCCAAUGCCAAGAAGCUCCAGCGGAAGGAGCAGCUAUGGGAGAAGCUGGCGAAGCAGGGCGAGCUGCCCCGGGACGUGCGCAGGGCCCAGGCCCGGCUUCUCAACCCUCCUGUGGCCAAGAGCAAGCCUGGGCCCAAGGACACCAUCCAGCAGCUCUUCUAUGACCUCUGGGCCCCGGACAACCCUCUGGACAAGCCGCUGGAGGGCCAGGAUGCCUUCUUCCUGGAGCCGACCAAGAAGAAGGGAGUGAGGUGGCCACCUGGUCUCCACAUCAAGCCUUCCCCGGCACCUGCUGUGGAGGUGACACCUGCAGGAGCCUCCUACAACCUGACCUUCGAGGACCACCAGGCCCUGCUCUUGGUGGCCCAUGAAGAGGAGCUUCAGCGCAAGAAAGAGGCAGGAAAGCUGGAGCCCUUGGUGGCCCUGCCCGCCACAGAGCAGGCUGCCACCCAGGAGAGCGCAGCCUGCCCCGCCCCCUGCCCCACCCGCCUGGUCCCCUGCCCCUGCUCCCCACCCUGUCCCCUUCCCACACCCAGCCCCCUGCCCCACCCGCCCCUGUCCCCUGCCCCCUGUGGCGCGGAGACCUCACAGGCACCUGGCCGCCUGCCCUCCAUGGAGAAGGAAACGCAGCAGAGGUGGUGGGAGAAGGCCGCGCGGAGGCUGAGGGUGCAGCAGGCGUCGCUGUGGGCUGCCCGGCUCAGGCACCAGGAGUUCUUCAGGCUGUGCGGGAUCAAGGCACAGGUGGCCCAGCGGCUGGUGGAGCUCAGUUCCCUGAGGAGGGAGCGCCAGAGAUCCAGCAGGAGGCAGAGGAACCUGAGAUCACAGGAGGGGAAAUCAACUGGACCAGUGUUAAGUCUGACCCGCUGGGAAAACCAAGACUACAGCCAGAGCCCCACGCUAAGAGGGUUUAUGGGCCACUAG
This is a messenger RNA of Marmota monax (woodchuck), 1065 nucleotides long. Its product is annotated as ribosome biogenesis protein NOP53-like. Gene Ontology annotation, molecular function: 5S rRNA binding. The record is from RefSeq and is a predicted model, not a curated record. Gene Ontology annotation, cellular component: nucleolus. NCBI's taxonomy places the organism in Eukaryota, Metazoa, Chordata, Mammalia, Rodentia, Sciuridae. Gene Ontology annotation, biological process: rRNA processing; ribosomal large subunit assembly.